This is a messenger RNA of Mangifera indica (mango), 1311 nucleotides long. RefSeq lists its product as uncharacterized. The transcript has a single exon. The record is from RefSeq and is a predicted model, not a curated record. Lineage: Eukaryota; Viridiplantae; Streptophyta; Magnoliopsida; Sapindales; Anacardiaceae. Bases 281 to 1198 code for a protein of 305 amino acids.
UAUGGUCCUCAAUGCCUUACCAUUAAUGAAACUUCAUUCGUCAAACGAGGAUGUGAAAUUGCAGCAAUAGAAGGUUAUUUCAGGUGAGAGUUUUAGUUCUUUGUUGUCCUCUAGCAAAGUAAUUAAUUGUGUAUUGUAGUUACUGCCAUCUGGGUUCUUCAUUUUCCUCAAAAAGUGUGAUUUUUUAUGUGAGUUUGUUUCUGGGAUUUGGUGUAAAUCUCUUGAACAAUUUUCAAAAACCAAGAGUAUUUGUUACUGGGAUGUGAAUUUGAAGGCAAAAAUGACAUCUUUCAGUGGCUUGGGUAUUGGUUUGAGCCUGGUGUUUGGCUGCCUUCUCUUAGCUCUUUUUGCAGAGUUAUACUAUGUGCUAUGGUGGAAGAAGAGAAUCACACAGGGAGAAGAGAUAGAAGCUGACUACAGCAACUAUGCAAAGGAGUUAAUUCAACUUUUCUGCUGGAAAAAGCCCCCUUCUUUGCAUAGUACUAAUACUCAUCAAGAUAGAGAGACAGGCCCUCCAGUUGCUAAUGGCCAUGAACCAGACCCUGAAUUAGGGACAAGCAAAGAUUUACUACUAAAAGCUGUAGGAGAAGAAGGUGAAGUUGCAGAGCUCAUGAGAAUUCACAAUCUUGCUGGUCCUCCUAGAUUCCUUUUCACAAUCAAAGAGGAGACAAAGGAAGAUAUGGAGUCUGAUGAUGGGAAAUCUAGAGGCGAUAGAAGCAGAAAAGGCUCAAGAACAAAAAGCUUGAGUGAUCUUUUAGUUACUGUUGACUCCCCAUUUUUAACUCCUUUGGCUUCUUCACCACUCAAGUCUCCUUUGGAUUGUUAUCACCAUUGUGGAUACAACCCUCUCUUUGAAUCUUCAGGAGAAGCAGACUUGAGCAGAUUGAAAUCUUCCCCUCCUCCAACGUUCAAGUUUUUGAGAGAUGCUGAGGAGAAACUGCUGAAAAGAUUAUUAAUGGACGAAGCUGGGAAAAAGAUUACUAAACAAGAGAGUCCAGUUCUUCAAGAUUCUAGUGUUAAAGCUCUUAACACUUCAACAUUGGGUCGUACAGAAGAGAAACUAGAGGGGUCUUUUCUAAAGUUCAUUGUCGGCCAACAUUUACCACAAUUCCCUUCAAGCACUUCUCAGAUACUUCCAUUGGCGACUUCACCAACAACAUUUAGACCACUGGACAAGAAAGAAGCCCGUUCUUCCUAAUUAGGUUCAUCCCCUUACAUAAUUGACAUGAAAUGGCUUCUGUUUAUUCUUUUGAUUUUGUCAAUUAGUUUUUCAAGACACUUGUUUAUUAAUCUGAGCUUCUUCUCUGAAAA